This is a messenger RNA of Osmerus eperlanus (European smelt), 3032 nucleotides long. RefSeq names its product polyisoprenoid diphosphate/phosphate phosphohydrolase PLPP6-like. Lineage: Eukaryota; Metazoa; Chordata; Actinopteri; Osmeriformes; Osmeridae. The transcript has 2 exons. The coding region runs from base 1096 to 1905 and encodes 269 amino acids. The record is from RefSeq and is a predicted model, not a curated record. Gene Ontology annotation, molecular function: sphingosine-1-phosphate phosphatase activity.
ACAUAGGCUAUGCUUACGAACAGAGUCUAUAAAGGUGGUGGCGUACAUCUCAAAGGACGUGGAAUGUGGAGCAUGUGGUUACUGCUACAAGUGCUAUAUCAGCGUUAUACUAAAAGCACAUCCGAGUCAAGUAGCCUACUGUGCUUUCUGCUGGUAGCCUACCAUCUAUUAAUAAAAGAUAGCCUAUUGCUGUGAACAAAAUAGUUACAUAUAUGGCUUGAGGAGGGCCCAAUUAGCGGAAGCGUUUUUAAAAUGAGGAAUAAUUGCAUUGGUUUAUCGGCUGUACUCAGAUUUCGAGAGCAAAACAAAUCUCAUCACAAUAGUAGCCUAUUACGAUAUGAAACCUUACGCCAUAGUCCAAUCAGUUAGGUAGGCCUGUUGACUGUAAUUUUAUAAAAGUAAGCUAGUGUAUUAGCAAUUGCAUAAAAAAUAAAUGUGAAUGUAUAUCCUAAUCGAUGCUCCGCUCUAACGUAUACAGUAGUGGGCUAUUCGCUAUUACUCACGAGUCACCCAAGAAGUCAUGGAAUUGUAUUUUGCCGGUAGUUGUUUCGGCGUCGAAAUCAGGGAACACAUCUCCUAGCAAGAGACCUGGCAUGGCUGGCUGUGGCUGCAAACGGUUACCCAGCACGUCAGUGAUGACUUGGAUGGAGGUGAUGAGAGGCGAAGGCAAAAUAUUAGGCGGGGCAGUGGAAACCCCGGUUAAGAAACGUUUUUUUUUUAUUCCGAAAGUGACAUUUACAUUUUCGCUUCUUGUUAAGAUAUGUUAUAGUAGCACUAAAAACAUUGUUUUUGGAAUUUGAAUAUGCUGCGAAUUUAAGUUCAUGACUCAAUUGUCCGACGAGUGCACUCUAUAUUACUUUCCAGCAAUGAGUUAAAAUGAAGACCAAACUUGUCAUGUCAGUUAGUGUCACGUGACUCAAUCCAUCUCGCAACAGUUGGCAACAUUUUAACUUCAUUGUGUCCGGUGCUUGAGUUUUGAGGAUGGUGCGAGUUAAUACGAGGAUAUCAUUUAAUACAAGCCAAAUCGAAGAACAAAUGAAAUAGCCUACAUGCUAUAUUCCACUUUUUCUUUUCUUUUUUACCACCCGGGGAAUAAUGCCGUCGCCCAAGCAAAGGAGGAAUAGCAGUCGUAGUGGAAGUAUCAGUGGGGCAGCUGUCAAUGGAAAAUUUGAGUUUGCUACAGUAACACGUUACCGGGUGUCAGAGUGCCCGUCCCGCCGCCGAGGCUCCAGUUGCACACAUGUCUCCUCAGUAGCACAGACAGAGGAUUUUUCUGUAAGCUUGAAUCAGUCAAUUUUUGUUAUCACCUUCAGGUUGUUUUUAGCCAUAGACUUGUGGCUGUCAAAGCGGCUGGGUGUGUGCGCCUGUGAGGACUCUUCAUGGGGCAGCAUACGACCCCUGGUGAGGCUGGUGGAGCUCUCUGGCCAUGCCAUUCCGUGGUUCAUCGGCACCUUUUAUUGUUUACUCAGAAGCGAGACCGUCACAGAACAAGAGAUGAUGCUGAACCUUGUAUUAGCUCUCCUACUGGAUCUGGCUCUGGUCAGAAUAACAAAGACCUUGUUCCACCGCCGGAGGCCGGUCCAGAACCGCUCCGACAUGUUCUCCACCUUCUUUGAGGAGCGUUAUUCCUUUCCCUCGGGCCACGCCACACGAGCUGCCAUGUGUGCCCGCUUCCUGGCGGCGCAGCUGGUGGGCACAGCCCCCAUGCGGGCGCUGGUGCUGGCCUGGGCUGCCAUGGUGGGACUGUCCCGUCUGCUGCUCGCCAGGCACUAUGUGACAGACGUGAGCUUUGGCCUGGCCAUGGGCUACUGCCAGUACAGCCUAGUGGAGAGGUUGUGGGUGUCCUGGGCCUGCCUACAAGACCUCCUGCUUCUGCUGCUGGGGGAGGGACAAGCCGUUGUAUAGGGUACUGGUGGAUCUUACCAGGUUUCAUCAAAUGAGGGAUGCUAUCAAGGUGGAGGCCAGAAAAUGCAGAGAAAAUAACUUUGUGCCUUCAGCAAAAUAUUCUUUGAGCUCUUCCAAUGUUUUUUGUUGUUGUUUUAAUUGAUUAUCAUUUGUCUAUAUAUGUGUUUGUGUGUUUAUAGCUUGUGUGUCCUACAUGUCUGUUACAUUUUCAAGUGUGAGGUCACAGAGGUUUCACUGCGUUGGUUGGAAUGGGAUGGUCUAUGGGUUUGUAAUGUAGAAACACACAUGCAAUUUUAACACACAUUUCAUUUGUGUGUUAAUUCUUUUGCAUAUCAAUCCACAUGAGGAGACUGUAUGAUGUUAAUAGAGAAGAGAGAGCAAAAGGAUUAAGAGAGUUUGUGCAUGUGGAUGAAAGUGAUAUAAACGUUAUCUGAUCUUCAGUGGUUAAAAAAUUAUUCCAUGCGAUGCUUGGCAGUCCAGUGCCCAUAUACGGUGCUGUGGUAUUGUACUGGCUGACAGGGUUUGUGUGUGUGGGAGGGGGUUACCAAACCCUCAACAAAGUUUCCAUUCGUUUGCAGCUGCUACCAAGUCUCCUGACUGUCAUCAUAACUCAUCCCCCCUUACAGUGUUGGUCACUCCCAGCCCCAGUGUCAUCCUCCCCAAUGCUGCCCAUCCCUCCAGCCCUUUAGUGGAGAACCUGAGUUUAUGUAACACUGGCCUAAAGAAUUAUUGUUGGAGGUUAGAGAGCAUUCAGCCUUGUCAUCUCUGUCAGUACUGCAGUGGGGUUGACUGGGCUUGUGGUACAGCUAAAAUACGUGGGCCUAUAAUGGCUUAUAGGUAGUGUAUUUACAUGACUUGGAACAGAUCGAAGCAGUUCUAUUGGUCUCUCAAAUGACUUGCAAUGUGUUGCACUUGGCAAACCUAACCCACGCAAUUAUGUGUUUCGGUUCUAGAUAUUGUAUAGGUUUCGCUUUUAAUAGUAAAGUCAUUCAAUUAUACACACAAUCAUGGCCACUUUGUUGUCCUUUAAUAGCUUUUAUUGAAAGCUCAGUUGAUAUAAUGGUUACUUGUGAACAAUAACAUAACAGAUGACAAUUGGUUAAACAAAGAAAGUGGAAAUCGACAAU